AUGGCUCCUCUACCUGUACUUGAACAUGAUUCCGCUCCUACUCUUCCUGCGGACAGUAGCGCGAAAGAGUGGGAAGAGAUCGAAGAGGAAAAUGAUAAUAUGCUGGUCAAAUUGCAAUGGGAACCUUCGAGGCAAGCCUUCUUCGACGACCUCCAAUGUCAAAUACCCAACAUCCGCCGCCUCAUUGCUCACCACCUAUCGUUGAGCCGGUCCCAACAGUGUGAGAUUUCAGACAUGUCUGAAUGGCGAUAUGGCAGUUUCAAUGCCUGCAUUCCAGUCAAUAUUUCCAAUUGGCGAGAACAGCGGCUUAUGUUGAGGUGCCCAUUUCCCUACAUGCAGGGCGGGCCAGAUGGGUUGGAUGAGAAGAUCCGUCUCAGCAAUCGACCAUUAACGAUUCAGCUUUCAUUACUAGAGAGCAGCGGCAUUCCUAUGAGUAUUCCGCGCGACCGAACUUAUGUCUCUACCGAUUCGUAUAUCCGCGACAUUCUAAAAUGUCACGACAUGAAACUGAGAUAUCAGCCCAAUGCUAUUCCCGAUGAGUCCGAAGCGGAGAGUCAGAUGGCGGUCCUUACUAUAAUGCGAGCUCUAUCGCCCAAUUUUACCAUGGAUCAUCUCCAGUCAGGACCUUUCUGUCAUAUUUGGACGGAUUGCCAUCCAAGUAACAUAUUAGUUAAUCAAAGAUACGACAUCACCUGUCUUUUCGACCUUGAAUGGAUACCCGUCUUGCCGAUUGAAACACUCUCCCCACCCUUUUGGCUGAGUGGGUAUCCAGUUGACGGACUUGGAGGGGAGAAAAGGAAACAUUAUGACACAAUGUGUGAAGAUUUUCUGGAUAUUUUCGGACAAGAAGACGACGACCAGUACUCGCCGCUUAAACCUAGAUUUUACACCAAAAUCAUGAAAGAUGCCCUCGAAAAAGCGACACACUGGUUUUGGGCUAGCUUGAACCAUCCCCGCGUGACAUACAACCUGUUCUUGGAGCACCUACAGCCUCAACUCGCGCCAACACACUCAGCGGGAGUCGAUUGUAUCCAGUUCCAUCGAAUUUUGGCUCCAUAUUGGACUCUGAAUGCAUCCGGAUUUAUCGAUGCUAAGAUUACGGACCACAAAAACUAUCUGGAAGAUUUGAGGACACAAUAUCUAACUCGGUUCGUUGGUUCGGAAUGA
Molecule: messenger RNA, 1167 nt
Organism: Fonsecaea pedrosoi CBS 271.37
Lineage: Eukaryota; Fungi; Ascomycota; Eurotiomycetes; Chaetothyriales; Herpotrichiellaceae
Exons: 2
Coding region: 1-1167 (388 amino acids)
Source: RefSeq, a predicted model, not a curated record